AUGGGUGCUUCAUAAGCUCAAAAACUAUUUUAAAAAGCAAUAGAAACAGAUAAUGUUGAAAAUGCACAAUAAGUUCUUAAAUAAUUUCCAGAAUUACUAAAUACCAUUCUUUAUCCGGCUGGGAACAUCUCUCCUCUAGCAAGGGCAUCAUGGAGAGGAUGCUUAGAUAUGGUUAUGUUGCUUUGCGAAGGAGGAGCAAAUCCAGAUGCAUCAGAUAAAGAUGGGUUGACGCCAUUAAUGUGGGCAGCAAAGAGGGAUCAUGCAAAUAUUUGUUGCACAUUAUUGAGAUUUCAUGCAGAUAUCUCAAAAAGAUCAAGAGAAGGAUUUACAGCAUUAGAUUAUGCUAUUUUACUGGGGAAUUAUGAUUCCGCCUAUAUUAUUUAUGAAUUUGAUAAAUUGAUCUAAGACCCUGCAAGUUAUGAAUUAAUUCGAACUAUAAAAUAGUGGAGAUAUGUAAAUUAUGAGAUAUUUCUUCAAUCAUUACAAUAAUCAAUUAUGCCUUAAAAUGUUGGUGACUAUACUACGAAGCCUUUAGGUCGAGUGUACAAUGAUCCAGUUGUGGAUCCAAGAGAAUCAUGGAAGGAUAUGCUCAAAAGAAUCAUGAAAUUUGAUCCUCCUCCUAUCUGUGAGAGAAGUGAGUUACCCCCUCAUCUAUAACCAUAAAAUCGAUUGUUGGGAAGACUCAAUAGUUACAUAUAUGGCAUGAAUCCUAUGCCUAUAGAAGGUAAUUCAAUGGAAAUGUAAGUACCUGAAACUAAUGAUAUUGCAUGA
Messenger RNA from Paramecium tetraurelia, 771 nucleotides. RefSeq lists its product as uncharacterized. Gene Ontology annotation, molecular function: protein binding. NCBI's taxonomy places the organism in Eukaryota, Ciliophora, Oligohymenophorea, Peniculida, Parameciidae. The transcript has 2 exons. The record is from RefSeq and is a predicted model, not a curated record.